AUGGACACAUUACACCGCAUAACAACCACAUUUGAAAACGUAAGAAAUUCAAUAAAAAACAAGAAUUCAGUAGAACGUCUGCAGAGCCUCAAGCGCAACAUUCAGAACUUGGGCACCGAGCUAGUGGUGCUCGGCAAGGAGAAUCAUGACAGCUUCGUGCGGUCGCUGGCCAUGGAGGGCUACCUCGCCCUGCUCUCCGCCAAGACCAUGCCAAUCACUAUCGUGGAGAAGCGCAACAUCCUCCAGGUAGCCUUUGACAAACUCAGACCCUACGCAUUUAGAGAAGAGUGCCUGUUCAUCUUUCUCAGACUUCAAAACCUCCUGUGCUAUUACCUCAUCCAGCUAGAGCAGACCGCACUCGCCCGUGACAUCCUCGAGAGCAUGGAAGACCUGUACGACAAGAUCAGCAAGGCGCAACCCGAUAAGUACCUCGACGCUGAAGACUUGUUUACGACAGAAUUGCUCGACAACAUCAAGAGGGUGAAUCCCGAGAAGAUCGAUAAAAUAAUAACGAACAACGUCCAGAUGCAAGCCUUUCUUUACAACAAACUCAAUUUAUCGGACAGGUAUGUGUUGUACAACCACACGGCACUACGACGACAGCUCGAGAUGAAGGAAGGCACGCCGCAGGACUGGGCGCUGCGCACUGCGCGGCUAGGUAACUACUUUACAUAUCUCAACCAGCUGGGCAACGCGCGGCAUCACCUGUGCGCGGCCUACCACGUGUUACGCACUUGCCACGACAACUGCAAGCUCAUGCCAGCCGAGUUCGUCUUACAAAAAGCCGACUUCGAGAUGCACUUCCUCGAACUCAGUCACCACUGGGUCAAGUACGGCUUAUCUCUAUUCAAGAUAUCGAAGAAAAAAGUCUUGAAUCGGUAUUUUGCGCAGCAGCCGACCUCGUCUGCCGACUUGUGGAAAUCCGUCGAUUUAGUCGACGUGCAGAUGGAAUCCGGGAAACUUGAGGACGAAAAUAUUAAAGACGCGGGGGCCGAGAAAAAUGGAAAGGGAGACGGCACCACCGAAAAAUUGUUCACUUUCCCCACACUCGACUUAAAGGAUAUGGAGGCAAAGGUUCCGCUUGAAACCGUAGGAAGCGUGGAAGAAGCGCGCAAGUUAUUCGGUUUCACACACAAGUGGUUGAUGCGAGCUAAGCACUACUAUGAUUUUGAGCAUCAAUCAGCGCAGUACAUCUCAUGUUCCCUGCAGCUGGCGGAGCUGUACGAGCACCUGGCGUUCUUCGAGAGGAACAUAGACAAUCAGUACAGCAUACAGAAGCGCCGAGCUGACGUGCUUGAAAAUCUCAACUCGUUGCUGAAGUCGUGCGACAACGUGAUGUCGGUGCACAUCGACGUGAUCCGAGAGCUGUCCCAGGUGCAGCUGGAGCUGAUGGCACUCAACCUGCAGAAGUUAUGGCGUGAGGAGUCGCAGACAAAUAUAUUGAACCUUGAUAAUGAUGCUGACUCCAUUAUUAACUCUUUGGACUCCGAAUCGAAUAAAACGUUGACGGAAAAAACGCUGAACGUAACGUCGAAGAACCUCUUCCUGAGAAAGAUGGAGGCGGCAACGGCGAUCAACAGCAAGUUAUUCCGGCUGAGCGGGCAGCUGGCGGCGCAAACGCCCUCGCAACUCAGCUUCGGUACAGGCCCACUUAAGAACUAG
Molecule: messenger RNA, 1662 nt
Organism: Pectinophora gossypiella (pink bollworm)
Lineage: Eukaryota; Metazoa; Arthropoda; Insecta; Lepidoptera; Gelechiidae
Gene: L130
Product: KIF-binding protein-like
Exons: 1
Coding region: 1-1662 (553 amino acids)
Source: RefSeq, a predicted model, not a curated record